Musa acuminata subsp. malaccensis (wild Malaysian banana) is the source of this 2004-nucleotide messenger RNA. Its product is annotated as TOM1-like protein 4. The record is from RefSeq and is a predicted model, not a curated record. Gene Ontology annotation, molecular function: ubiquitin binding; phosphatidylinositol binding. Lineage: Eukaryota; Viridiplantae; Streptophyta; Magnoliopsida; Zingiberales; Musaceae. Gene Ontology annotation, biological process: protein transport to vacuole involved in ubiquitin-dependent protein catabolic process via the multivesicular body sorting pathway.
UCACAUCUUUGAACGGCUUCCAACUCCCACGACGACUUCUUCUUCUUUCCACUUCUCUUUAUUUUUAUCAAAGUCGGCUCUUUGAUGAGCUAAUCCGCCUCGCUUUCUUCCAUAAUCCUUCCCCCAAGAUAAGAAUCUGAAUAAGAGCUUCUUCGGCGCCCUCUUCGUCUCCUCUGGCGUAAAGGACGUUUCGAUGGCUGCCGCAGCGGCGUGUGCGGAACGGGCGACGAGCGAUAUGUUGAUCGGCCCGGAUUGGGCGAUCAACAUCGAGUUAUGCGACAUUAUCAGUAUGGAUCCCGGACAGGCAAAGGAUGCACUGAAAGUACUUAAAAAGCGUCUGGGAAGCAAGAACCCAAAAGUUCAACUUCUGGCACUUUUUGUGCUAGAAACUCUAAGCAAAAAUUGUGGAGACAAUGUUCACCAACAAAUUGUUGAGCGGGAUAUCUUACAUGAAAUGGUUAAAAUAGUGAAGAAAAAACCAGAUUUGAAUGUAAGAGAAAAGAUAUUAGUUCUGAUAGAUGCAUGGCAAGAUGCUUUUGGUGGAUCAGGAGGGAGAUAUCCUCAAUACCAUGCUGCAUACCAAGAACUUAGGGCUGCUGGAGUUGAGUUCCCACCCCGUACUGAAAAUACUUCACCACUGUUUACCCCCCCACAAACACACCCUAUGGUGCAUCAACCUGCUACAUCAGCAGAUGAAAAUGCUGCUUUAGAAGCUUCACUUCAGUCUGAUGUUGCUGCUCUCAGCUUGCAAGAUAUUCAGAACGCUCAAGGAAUAGCAGAUGUGUUAUUUGAGAUGCUCAAUGCACUGGAUCCCAAGAACCGAGAGGACUUAAAACAAGAAGUUGUACUUGACCUUGUUGAGCAGUGCCAUUCUUAUAAAAAGCGUGUCAUGCUUCUAGUAAAUAAUACUGGAGACGAAGAGCUUCUUUGCCAGGGUCUGGCUCUGAAUGAUGAACUUCAGCGUGUACUUCAACGACAUGAUGAUAUCUUGAAGGGAACUGCACCAAGUCAUGAAGCUCCACUUGCUUCAGCUGUACCUCUUGUUAAUGUAAAUCAUGAGGAUGACGAGUUUGAGGAUGAGUUCUCCCAGUUGUCUCUCAGGACUUCAAGGGAUAGUGCAACAGGGCAGAGCAGCAAAUCUUCUAUUGGCAAACUCCCAAGCCCUCUUCUUCCACCACCUCCACCGUCGAGGCCAAUUGGUAGAGAGGCAAGCACAGUCGACUAUCUAAGUGGUGAUGUUUUCAGAUCAGAGCAACCAUCAGAUGCUCCUCUCAACUCACCUUUGCCACCAUCAUUGUCUCCACCUUCCCCACUCUUUUCUGAUUCAGCUCCAUCUUCGAAGUCCUCUGGGCUACCCAGGUAUGAUGAGCCUAUUGAAGCAGAAAAAUCUAGUGAAGUGCAUCUUCCAACGAUUCUUCGGGAAUCCCCAGCUUCCGGUGUAUUACCACCACCCCCAUCAAAAUAUGGCCAAAGACAGCAGUUCCUUUAUCAGGAGAAGCAUGGUUUAUCUGAUGGGGAGUCGGUAGGACUUUAUGAUGGAUUGACAGCUCAAAACCAGAACUUCUCUUUGAAUCAAGGAAAUGCUGGCUUGGGUCUGCAACAUAAUCAGCAACAAGUGGGUGGGACGGACUCAUCACCAUCAGCUCAACAAGCCAAACCUGAGGACAUACUCUUUAAAGACUUGGUUGACUUUGCAAAGGCCAAAUCAUCUCCAUCAACCAAGCCAACCAACAGUCAUCAAACCCGCUAAAUGGUGUCCUCAAGCAGGUUUUGUGCAUUUCAUGGUGUUUGGUCUCUUUAUCAGGCUAAAGAGGCGACGGUCGCGAAAUAAAGUGUGACAUUUAUGGUCCUGAUUAUUGUUCAAGUUGGUUAUUCUGUGGUGUAUAUGAUGAAUAGAGUAGCAUUGUUGCCAGACAUAUAUCCUGUUUAUGUAUAUCUUAGGCUAUUUCUAUGUAAAAAGAGAUCAUGCUUCUUUUAUACAUUGACUUCAUGCUGUUGUGUUCA